This is a messenger RNA of Owenia fusiformis, 1722 nucleotides long. The record is from the annotation of a GenBank genome assembly. Lineage: Eukaryota; Metazoa; Annelida; Polychaeta; Sabellida; Oweniidae.
CAUUGCAGUAAAUAACCGAACGGCACGGCAUUUAAAAUACCUUGAACGCGUAACAUAGAGUGCGACCCGCGUUUCGUGUAGAGGAUGCCUUGCAAAGGAUUGUUUGUGUUUUUGGUUGUACUGAUACCCCCGUAUUGUAUCAUAGGACAGAAGAUAGCUGCCUUUAAUGUCCAAAUAUUCGGACAAACUAAGGCACAAAAACCUGAUGUUAUGGACAUACUGAAACAGAUUAUUCGCAGAUAUGAUGUCAUCUUGAUACAAGAGAUUCGAGAUAUCGCUGAGACAGCCAUAUUUGACCUGUUAGCAUUGGUCAAUGAAGGGGCGACCGAGUACUCCAUAAUACAGAGCGUGAGACUAGGUCGGACAAGUAGUAAAGAGCAAUAUGCCUAUAUACAGUGGCAAUUCUGCUUUCUGCAUUCCAGAAGCGAGCUAUCUGUGACAGAUGAAUUUGUAUUUAACGACGUGUCAGAUGUUUUUGAAAGAGAGCCGUAUAUUGUUAGAUUUGAAGCUGCCACAAAACAUGUGACGGACUUUACACUAGUCGGACUUCACACUAAGCCAACAGACGCCGUAGCCGAACUUGACGGCCUUAUCCCUGUCAUGGCUUACAUAGAGGAUCGAUUUUCGAACAACCCUACUGAAAACAUCAUGAUCCUCGGGGACCUAAACGCUGAUUGUAGCUAUGUUACCAACGCGGAGGAAGCUGCUCUUGCUCUACGUACAACUCCAGGAUAUCAUUGGUUUAUAAAUGAUGACGAUGAUACCACAGUAAGCGCGACAUCGUGCGCAUACGAUAGGUUUAUAGUAACAAGUCCAGGGAUCUUUGAUUAUGAGAAGACAACUUCGAUAUUCCGAUUUGACCUGGAAUACGGGCUGACCAAUGAAUUUGCCAUUACCGUCAGUGACCACUAUCCCAUUGAAAUGGAAUUCAUCCCGAACACUCCAAAAGGCUACAUGAUUGGUUCAUUUAAUAUUCAAAUAUUCGGGGUUACAAAGGCAUCUAAACCUGAGGUUAUGGAGAUUUUAUCAAAAAUAAUUCAGAGGUAUGAUAUCAUAUUCAUCCAGGAGAUACGAGAUAUAUCCGGUGAUGCCAUCGAGGAGUUACUGAGUUUGACAAAUACAGAAGGGCCUGAACAGUAUGCUAUGACGGUUAGUGAGCGCCUCGGGAGAUCUUCCAGCAAAGAACAAUAUGCGUACAUGUAUAGGUUAUCCACAACUUCUGUGAUAUCUUCAUACGUUUUUGACGACGCUCAGGAUGUAUUUGAGAGGGAGCCAUACAUCGUAGAAUUCUCUACGCAAGAAGCAGCCGUACCUGAGUUUGCGCUAGCUGGUAUACACGUGAAACCAUCAGAUGCUCUUGCUGAACUAGACGCCCUGGCCCAGGUCCACACGGACAUUACAAACCGCCUCAACACAGAUGAGGUUGUCUUCUUGGGUGACUUUAACGCUGAUUGUAGCUACUUGAACGCUGGUGAGAGGGAUGCGUUAGUUUUAAAGUCCAGUGAUUACUAUUGGCCGAUUGGGGCUGAUGUUGACACAACAGUGUCUAGCUCAGACUGUGCAUAUGACAGAUUCAUAUUCGUAAGCAGCAGUGACAUGAAAACAAAUUUGAAACCAAACUCUGUCAAGCCAUUUCUCUUUGACCAGGCGUACAAUCUAUCAAGCGAACAGGCUCUGGCUGUCAGCGACCACUAUCCAGUUGAAAUGGAAAUUUAUCGAUAA